This is a messenger RNA of Cryptosporidium muris RN66, 2394 nucleotides long. RefSeq names its product RNA-metabolising metallo-beta-lactamase family protein. The transcript has a single exon. Gene Ontology annotation, cellular component: nucleus. Lineage: Eukaryota; Apicomplexa; Conoidasida; Eucoccidiorida; Cryptosporidiidae. Gene Ontology annotation, biological process: snRNA processing. Bases 1 to 2394 code for a protein of 797 amino acids. The record is from RefSeq and is a predicted model, not a curated record.
AUGCCUAUAACUGUCACUCCUCUUGGAGCAGGUCAGGAUGUUGGCAGAUCAUGUAUAUUGGUUAGAAUUUAUGAAAAGGUAGUGAUGCUGGACUGUGGAAUGCACAUGGGAUAUAAGGAUGAUCGAAGGUAUCCUGACUUUACUCUAAUUAGUUCUUCUCUGGACCCCGUAGUAAUAAAUAGUUUGGUUGAUGUAGUAGUAAUAUCCCACUAUCAUCUUGAUCACUGUGGUGCUUUGCCAUACUUUACUGAAAAAAUUGGUUAUUCCGGCCCAAUAAUAAUGACUUAUCCAACAAAAGCUGUUUCACCUAUCCUACUUGCAGACUGCUGCAAAGUUAUGGAACAAAAGAAUAUAUUGAGUAAAUUUGGUUCAGAUAUAAAUACAGAAUCAACUGAUAUCUUAAAGCCAGUAGAUCCACAGCACUUUAGUGUAGGUGAUGUUUGGAAGUGCAUGGAAAAAGUGACAGCCAUUCAACUACACCAAACUAUAUCUGUUAAUGGAAUAAAUAUUACACCUUAUUAUGCUGGUCAUGUUCUAGGGGCUUCUAUGUUUCAUGUUGAAGUUGGCAAUGAAAGUAUUGUAUAUACAGGUGAUUACAAUAUGGUCAGAGAUAGGCACUUGGGGCCUGCUUCUAUAAAGAAGCUUUUCCCCGAUGUGCUAUUGUCUGAAAGCACCUAUGCUACAUACAUAAGGCCUUCAAGACGCUCAACAGAACGGAUUUUUUGUGAAAUGGUACUUCAAUGCCUAGAAAAAGGUGGGAAGGUGCUUAUACCAGUCUUUGCUGUUGGUAGGGCACAAGAGCUUUGUAUUCUACUUGAAUUUUUUUGGAGGAGAAUGCAAUUACGAUAUCCUAUAUAUUUUGGUGGUGCUAUGACGGAGAAGUCAAGUUUAUACUACCAACUUUAUACUAAUUGGACGAAUACAGCUUUAUCAGAUGAUUUAUUCUCUUUCCCUCACGUUUUACCUUAUGAUAGGUCUGUACUUACAAAUACUGGUCCAGCAGUACUAUUUGCUACUCCAGGUAUGCUUCAUGCUGGAUUAUCUUUACAAGCUUUCAAGUGCUGGGCACCUGAUCCUAAUAAUCUAACAAUUAUUCCUGGUUUCUGUGUUGCAGGAACUUUAGGAGCACGAAUUAUUGCAGGUGCAAAACGCAUUAUAUUGGAUCCAAAAGAUCCGUCAAGCUCAAUUGAUAUCAGAUGUGAUGUUAAAUAUUUGAGCUUCUCUUCACAUGCUGAUUCUAUUGGGAUCCAAUCUUUAAUACAACAUAUUGAACCAGAUAAUAUUGUAUUUUUACAUGGUGAAAGACAAGGUAUGCUUAGUAUGGCUAGUUUUGUACAAGAGCAGUUUCAAAUACCAACUUUCUGUCCUCACAAUGGGUCAACCGUAAGCAUCCCAAUUGAUAAUUUGAAUAUUUCGAAAUGUUUGCUUUCCUCAACAGUCCUCAACUCAUGGAUAUUACAUAAACUAGAUAACCUAUUGUCUCAUACUAGUUUAAAGAGUCAGAUUAAUGAAAUAUGUCAUUUGUAUUCUCAAAGAAUAGAACUUGCACAUAACAAGCUUUUCCUCAAUUCUUAUGAGGAUCCAUCAAACGAUUGGUUCUGCACAAACAAAUAUGAGGUACUAAUUGUACUAUUAUUGCAUUACUAUUUGAAUUUUUGUCAAUUGGAUUCUUCACCAAUAAACUGCAUUAUAAAUUUAUUAACAAAUCUUGAUAGAAAUAUUAUACUAAUCAGCACAGAGAAUGAGGUUUUGAAUAUAAUUAGAAACAAAACAAGUGAAGUCGAAUUCAUUUGCUGCCCCAGUACUGAUUAUAAAACAAGACGGUUCACUUUUCCUUGCAAAAAUAAAAAAAUCUCCCCAAAAUUUUGGGAUUCUAAAGCAAGUAAAAAUCAUUACAAUCUACCUCUCUAUAUUUUAUCAUAUUCAAUAAAAAUUCAAGAUCUUCCCUUAUCAGCACUUUUAUGUGCGCUAAAUGGGAUGAAAGAAAUUUCGCUAAGAACUCAUAAAAAGUGUUGCUCAUGUUUCAAAGAUAUUAUAUCAAGUAAAUUAAAUGAAGACAUUGAGUAUAGUUUGAUUAAAAUAAGAGAAAGUGUAACUGAAUCGUUUUGUGGUAAUAGCUGUUGCUAUCAUAAUUUGAUCUUUAUUGAGCUAAAAGAAACUGCAACUCUUGAGAUCAUGUACAAGAGCAUGAGAGUCAUUGCUAAGAUCCCAGAUUCCGGUUUAAAUGUGGAUCUAUUCUCCAAUAUAUUGGAAGGGAAAUCUAAUAGUUCAUCUACACAGAAUAUUAAUAAUAUUCUUGUUACAGAAAUUGACAUCAAGUGGUCAUAUAUCGAUGAAACAGAUGAUAUUAUUAAAUCAUUUGUAGAAAUUAUAGAAGAAAGCCUUGCUUUGUAG